Molecule: messenger RNA, 1744 nt
Organism: Tinamus guttatus (white-throated tinamou)
Lineage: Eukaryota; Metazoa; Chordata; Aves; Tinamiformes; Tinamidae
Gene: ZRSR2
Product: zinc finger CCCH-type, RNA binding motif and serine/arginine rich 2
Biological process (GO): mRNA splicing, via spliceosome
Cellular component (GO): U2AF complex
Molecular function (GO): metal ion binding; RNA binding
Source: RefSeq, a predicted model, not a curated record
GUGGCGUCACGUGACCUCCCCUUGGUAACGCAAGAUGGCGGCGCCCAUGCUGCUGCCCGAGUCCCCUCUGGGGAAGCUGAGCCAUCAAAAAUACAGAGCUAUCCUGAAGAAGGAGAAACGGAAAAAAAAGCGUCAGGCACUUGCUAAACUCAGAGAUUCAGAAGCUACAGAAAAAGAUGAAUCAAUGUCUGAGGAGGAAGAGGAUGAGCUGGAAGAGGAGGAGGAAGAAGAGGAAGAAGAGAAAAAACUUGAGGCAGAAAGACAAAAACUACAUGAGCAGUGGUUGCUAAGAGAAGAAAAGGCCCAAGAAGAGUUCAAACUUAAGAAAGAAAAAGAAGAGGCUGCGAGAAAACGUCAGGAAGAAGAAGAGAGAAAGAUCAAAGAAGAAUGGGAAGAAGAGCAACGAAAAGCGAGAGAAGUGGCACAGCAGAAGCAACAGCAGAAGAGAGAAAGAGAGGCAGCAGUGCAGAAGAUGCUGGAUCAAGCUGAAAGCCAGCUGGAAAAUGGUAUUACCUGGCAUAACCCAGAGCCCCCAGAGAACAUAGGAACAGAGAAGGACAGAGCAAAUUGCCCAUUCUAUAUUAAAACUGGUUCCUGCCGAUUUGGAGACAGGUGUUCUCGCAAGCAUAACUAUCCCACCUCCAGUAAGACGCUGCUCGUCCGAGGAAUGUUCCUUACCUUCGGCAUGGAGCAGUGCCGGAGAGACGACUACGACACGGACGCGAGUCUGGAAUACAGCGACGAGGAGACCUACCAGCAGUUCCUGGAGUUCUACGAGGACGUGCUCCCCGAGUUUCAGAAUGUGGGGAAGGUUGUUCAGUUCAAGGUCAGUUGCAACUACGAGCCUCACCUGCGAGGAAACGUCUACGUGCAGUACCAGACGGAGAAGGACUGCCAGGCGGCGCUCGCCCUCUUCAGCGGACGCUGGUACGCGGGGCGACAGCUUCACUGCGAGUUCUGCCCCGUGACGAGGUGGAAGACUGCGAUCUGCGGCUUAUUUGAAAGGCAGAAGUGUCCACGAGGGAAACACUGCAACUUUCUUCACGUAUUCAAAAAUCCACACAAUGAUUUAUGGGACGCCAACAGAGACAUACGCGCUUCUCCUGAGCGGACUAAUCAGUUGUCCAAAAACUCUGAACGGAGAAGCAGAACGAGCCAUCGUGACGACUAUUACAGCCGGUCGAGGAGGAGGGGCAGCCCUAGCCCUGAACAUUCGUACCGGAGAAACGGAGAGUCCGAGAGGAAAAAGAACAGCCGCAAAAGCAAGAAAAGGCGCCGCUCUGGCAGGUCGAGAAGCCGGGAGCGGAGGAGAUCCCGCAGCAGAGGGAGGAGGAGGAGAGGCCGCAGCCGCAGCAGGAGCCACAGUCGAACACGCAGUAGGAGCAGAAGUCGCAGUUCUUCUCGCUCCAGGAGCAGGGGUAAAAAGAGAUCGAGCAGCAGAGGAAAAAGUAGUGAGACUCCUAAAACAAAGUGAGAAUUACUUUUAGAAAUUUGCUAAUUGAUCAAACUUAGAGCUGACAAAUCUUUCCAAUAGGGCACCAGAUAUAUUUGAGUUACAAAUAAAGUGUUCUUGCACAUUAAAAUCAGUUUCUUCCUAAUAAAGGAACCUAGUUUAUUGUGUGCUAAGCUUCAGAAAAUUAAAAGUUUUAAGUCCUUUUUAAGGUGUGAAUGUCAAGUACUCUAGCUACUCUGUCCCUCUGAACUACUGCAACAUCUGAACGUGUUUGAGUACAAAAUAGAAAGA